CAAAACCACUAAAACCAAUCCCCUCUCUCUCUCCUGGAGCUCCACUGAAAUUUCCGCAAAGCUACUCCCAUGGCUCUCCUAAUCAACACCAUUAACACAACAUCACUCUCUAAUCUAAAAUCACUCUCAUUCCACAACUCCUUCCCCCAAACACUCUCUCAAUCGACACGAAAAUCUUCUCCAAUUCGUCUGUGGCCAAAUCAUUUCACAAUUGUCCAGCAAUUGAAUAAGGAAGAAGAAAUUAAAGGCGAUGAUAGUUCGAAUAAAUCACAAGAUUCUUCGAUUGGGAAACAUAAGAAGAGAUUAUCUGAACAAUCGUCGUGGGAAACGAAGGAUUCGAGGGGCAAUGAUUAUCUUUACAAGCUUGGUGCUGAGGCUGAUAAUAUGAACAUUGCUGUGGGUGCUAAGUCGGGUGUUAUUGAUGAUCUCUUCACCGGAAAUUUUCUCGGCCGAGAUUCGGACAUAGUAUUCGACUAUAGACAAAAGGCCACGAGGUCGUUUGAAUACUUGCAAGGCGAUUAUUACAUCGCUCCCCUAUUCUUGGAUAAAGUUGUUUGCCACAUCGUAAAGAAUUUCAUUGCUCAUAUUCUGAACGCUAAAGUUCCCCUGAUCCUAGGAAUUUGGGGAGGUAAAGGUCAAGGGAAGACAUUUCAAACGGAGCUUAUUUUCAAGGUUUUGGGAGUCGAGCCAGUUAUAAUAUCUGCUGGAGAACUGGAAUCCGAAAAAGCUGGGGAACCUGGUAAACUAAUACGGGAGAGAUACAGAACAGCCUCUCAAGUGGUGCAGAACCAAGGAAAAUUGAGCUGUUUGAUGGUCAAUGAUAUUGAUGCUGGGAUCGGUAGAUUUGGAGAUACUCAAGUGACAGUUAACAAUCAAAUUGUAUCCGGAACUUUGAUGAACUUGGCGGAUAAUCCCACCAGAGUUAGCACCGGACAAAAAUGGCGUGAAACGGAUAUUACGAAUAGAAUUCCUAUUAUUGUCACAGGAAAUGACUUUUCAACAAUUUAUGCUCCUCUAGUCCGUGAUGGGAGGAUGGAGAAGUUCUACUGGCAGCCAGAUCACGAGGAUAUUUUUAACAUUGUUAACCGGAUGUAUGAAAAAGACGGUAUAUCAAGGGAGGAGGUUCUCAGCAUUGUGAAUACGUUUCCUAAUCAGGCUUUGGAUUUCUAUGGAGCUUUGAGAUCCCGUACGUAUGACCAAUCUAUUCUUAAGUGGGUUAAUGAUUGUGGAGGUGUUGAGAAUCUAGGAGCCACACUCUUCAAACGAAAGAAAGGCGAAAAACUUCCAGAUUUUGUGCCACCUGAGCAAAAUGUUGAGGCUCUUCUGGAAUCAGGCUACUCUCUUGUCAAAGAACAACAACUCGUCAUGGAGUCAAGACUUUCUAAGGAGUAUAUGAAAAAUAUUGACGACUAGAAUCCAAACUGCUUUUUUUUUUUUUUUUUUUCCCUAUCACCAUUUGUCUGGAAACCUUCGUUGUAUGCGUUCCUUAAUCCAUAUAUACUAUGAGAUAUAUCUGAUUCUUUGGUUUAUUAUAUUAUUAAUAGUAAUUGUAAAUAGACAAUAUCUUCUUGUUUCUUA
Messenger RNA from Spinacia oleracea (spinach), 1578 nucleotides. RefSeq names its product ribulose bisphosphate carboxylase/oxygenase activase, chloroplastic. Gene Ontology annotation, molecular function: ATP binding; ATP hydrolysis activity. The record is from RefSeq and is a predicted model, not a curated record. The coding region runs from base 70 to 1413 and encodes 447 amino acids. Lineage: Eukaryota; Viridiplantae; Streptophyta; Magnoliopsida; Caryophyllales; Amaranthaceae. The transcript has 12 exons.